CGACGAUGGAAGCAGCCACCAAGAAGAACACCGUGUCCGAGUUCAGCUAUAUGCUGCAACGACAAGGUAGCGACGAUUCGGCUGAAGUGAACGCUUUCGAUGACAUCAACUCAUUGGUGAAGCGUGAGGCGAACCCGGCCAAAGCUACCGAGACGUUAUCAUCGCUACCGCAAGCUUCCUUCAACUACAUCAACUCCAUCGUCGGCAGUGGCGUCAUCGGUAUACCGUAUGCUUUGCACAGGGCCGGGUUCGGAUUAGGACUGUUUCUGCUAGUGAUUGUGGCAGUCAUCACGGACUAUUCGUUGAUUUUAAUGGUACGAUGCGGCCACCUGAGUGGAAGGUUCAGCUAUCCCGGUGUGAUGGAGGCCGCAUACGGCAAGGGUGGAUACUAUCUGCUAUCGUUGCUGCAAUUUAUGUACCCUUUUUUAGCGAUGAUAUCGUACAACGUCGUUGUGGGCGAUACGCUGUCGAAGGUGCUGGUACGCUUCGCACCGUCCUGGGGCAGUUCCAUGGGUAUGGUGCGGUUCGGCGUGGUGCUCGUCGUGACCAUUUUCGUCAUCAUACCGCUGUGUCUGUACAAGAACGUGUCCCGGCUGGCGAAGGCAAGCUUUCUCAGCCUUGCCUGUGUGGUGCUCAUCCUGAUGGCUGUCGUUUACAGGCUUCUAUCGGGUGAUUAUGGAGUCGUCCCCAACACACCAGAAUCUUGGCGAUUUGCACACAGUGAUCUGAUUCCGGCCGUUGGCAUAAUGGCUUUCGCAUUCAUGUGCCACCACAACACAUUUCUGGUGUACCAAUCGAUGCAGAACGCGACCAUGGAGCGAUGGGAAAAGGUGACACACAUUUCCGUCGGGUUCGCAUGGCUAGUGGCGGCACUGUUCGGUAUCGCUGGCUACUGCACCUUCCGUGCACUCUCACAAGGUGAUCUACUGGAAAACUAUUGCUGGGAUGACGAUUUGAUGAACUUUGCCCGUGUGCUGUUCUCCAUCUCGAUUCUGCUCACGUUUCCGAUCGAAUGCUUUGUGUCGCGAGAAAUCAUUCGCACCCAAAUCAAGCGUUUUUACUCGCAGGAGGUGAUUGAGUAUGAUACGGAUAAGGAUCCAAGUCACGUCACCGGCGAGGAGGAUGAUCGGAAAUCGAUGAUCACUACGCUGGUGAUUGUGUUUUCGGCGUUCAUCAUUUCACCCUACACGGAAUGUCUUGGGCCAGUUCUGGAACUGAACGGUCUUCUUGCCGCCAUACCACUAGCAUACGUUUUACCUGGACUGGCCUACAUUCAGCUAAGCCCCCACUCGUUAUUCAGCCAGGAAAAGCUUCCCGCCGCCGGUUUGGUGCUGUUCGGAACGAUCGUCACUAUUUCAGGUGCGGCAAUUCUGAUGCCAAAUUUAAUCGGGGACUGUCGGACGGGCAUCAUCAUGGGCUACUGCAAGGAUGAUGAGCUGGCACUGAACGGAACAUCGUUUAUAGCAUCCACCAUGGAUCCAAACUGUGCUACGGACAAGGUCUAA
Anopheles maculipalpis is the source of this 1505-nucleotide messenger RNA. Its product is annotated as putative sodium-coupled neutral amino acid transporter 11. Gene Ontology annotation, biological process: amino acid transmembrane transport. Lineage: Eukaryota; Metazoa; Arthropoda; Insecta; Diptera; Culicidae. Bases 6 to 1505 code for a protein of 499 amino acids. Gene Ontology annotation, molecular function: amino acid transmembrane transporter activity. The transcript is spliced from 9 exons. The record is from RefSeq and is a predicted model, not a curated record.